Messenger RNA from Hippocampus comes (tiger tail seahorse), 2044 nucleotides. RefSeq names its product CKLF-like MARVEL transmembrane domain containing 3. Bases 833 to 1471 code for a protein of 212 amino acids. The transcript has 5 exons. Gene Ontology annotation, cellular component: membrane. NCBI's taxonomy places the organism in Eukaryota, Metazoa, Chordata, Actinopteri, Syngnathiformes, Syngnathidae. The record is from RefSeq and is a predicted model, not a curated record.
AAAGGUCAGAUCGCCACUUCCUCUUUGUCCUCCACUGCCUUGUGCAACUCAAUCUCAACCGAACCGACGUCCUGCUGACGGCCGCAAAAGACAAGCGAAAGUAUUCUUGUCCGGUUUUCCUCAACACUUCAUGUCGGGGUCACAUUUGACAGCACUCUUACGUCAUACAUUCGCACUGCACUUCGAUCAUAAAUAUUUCAAAAUAUCAUUCUGGUGCUAUAACGUUUGGGUACAACGAGGCGGUUCUGGGUCAAAUUGGACUUCGAUUUACCGUGUUAAUGGAUCGUGGUAACGGUGGAAGUAUGGCUAUAUUCCAUGAAUGUGAAAGAAUAAUUUAUUUGGAAACACAAUAUUUGAUACAACUCUUUGAUCUUAAAACAUUGAAACUGAUAGCCAUUCAUCAGUGAGAAUACGUGAUUCCACGCCCAGAUGAGCACAUAUUCUGAUCUAACAUUCUCCAUCGGAACAUCUUUGAUUUCCUGACGGACCGUUAGCCGUGCACUUUUCCAGAACAGCACUUUCACCAAGCCAAGAAGUGAAACCAGACUCCAGAGAAAGCAUGAAAAUAGAAGGUACACCACUCUAAUGUAUAUAACUUUAAAUUAUUAUUUUUAUCUCGCAGAAAUGUUGGAGAUAAUGUCGAUCGUUUAUCCAAAUGAUAACUCAAAAGCUAAUCGUCCGGCGGCCCUGCGUCGCUUUCUCAAUGAUGUGACAUCCUGACUGAAGAGACGUUCCCAUCACGGGAUGGUCGUGCGCGCGCGUACGUGCGCGCGCCCGCGCGAGUAUUGGGGGGUUGUACCCCCCCACCCCCCUUCCACAUCUGGCCAAACAGAUGUUGCUUCCGCGCUGUCAUUGUUUCCGCUUCCACCUCAGAGGAGCUUCGUCCAUUCCUUUUUCGUCGGAGCCCCAACGCGGCGUCCUCGCUGCCUCGCAUUUUUGUUUUCUAGUGUCCGCCAUGGGUGACGUCGAAGCUCCCGACUCGCGGCAACCGAGCCGCAGCGUGCUGCAGUCGGUCCUCCCCAGCAGAGAGUUCGCCUCCUCCAGGAAAGGAAUGCUGCUCAUCGCCGAAGUGGCGCUAUCCUUCGUGGACUUCGUGUGCUUCGCCGCGUCCACGGCGGCCGCCUUCGUGACGGUGCCGCUGCUGGAGUUCCUGGCCGCUCUCUUCCUGCUCUUUGCCUACUCGACCAAAUUCAACGAGCGGUUUAAAGGCUUCCUCUGGCCCCUUAUGGAUUUUAUGAGGUGCGUGACGGCCGCCGUCAUCUUUUUCAUCAUUUCCAUCAUUGCGGUAUCCAAAUAUGUGGACGGUUCCUCCAAAGCCGCCGGGGUUUUUGGCUUCAUCGCUACCAUUGCCUUUGCUUUGGAUUUUUAUCUCAUUUUUAACGAGCUCGCCAAUUUCCUGAAGCAAGGCGGCGAGACCACCGAGGAGCCUUCCAGACAGCAAGAUGAAUUUUCAGACUCUGAUUCGGACUGAGAUUGUUCUCUCCUUCCGCAAGUGACCAAUGACAACAUUUCGAAUCGUCGGCCCCCCGGAGACAAGGCCUCAGCCGCAGCAUGACACCACGCAAGGGUACAAUCUUACCACGUAGAAAGGAAGUUACUGAGCUUUCUUGCACAAUUGGGAUGUUUCGGGGUGGCUGAGAGCCAAAUGUGUGAACGUGGUGCUCAGAUGGUCCUGUUUGAAUUCUUCUGUUUUGUACACCAAAGAAAGAGUCGCGAUGUGUUGCAUGCAGAAGUAAAUUUUUGGAGGGUGGGUGGGGGGAAUCAUAAUUAACAUAUUGCUAAAGUGUGGCGUAUAAUGCUAAGUGAAGUUUUUUUCUCCCAAAUUUGUAUCAACGCAAUAAUGGCUUUUAAUUGUUUUUAAAAUGAACCCUUGAUUUGUAAAAGGAACACUCCAAUGUUUGUCUCAACUGAAUGUGUAACAAAGCAUUCUUUUCAAUAUUAAUUCAAGAGGGCGGCGUGGGUUUUCUCUGGGUACUCCGGUUCCCUCCCACAUUCCAAAAACAUGCGCGGUAGGUUCAUGGAACACUCUAAAUUGUCCCUCGGU